AUGGCGACAACUUUGACGGGUGGAAACCCGCAUAUCAUCCAGCUGCCCACGACGCCCUCGAAUUCACCCUCGGAACCGCAGGCCAUCGCCCAGCAAUGGCUCACAGACCUGCAAGUCCAACUCGCUCGCCCCGAGAGCAUCAAUCUGGCAUCGCUUUUCCAUGAAGACUCCUGGUGGCGCGACAUGCUCGCCCUGGAUUGGGACAUGCGUACCAUUCACACGGCUACCGAGAUCGAAGCCUUCCUGCGCAAGCGCCAGGGUCCCUCCGUGCUGUCCAAUUUCAGACUUCAGAAUAAGGGCCAAUUCAAGCCGUCCUGGAAUAAAGUUGUCGAUGGGUUGAGUUGGGUGUCAAGCAUGUUCUUCUUCGAGACGGCAGUUGGCUCUGGUUCGGGAAUGCUUCGUCUGACGCAGUCGACUGAGGGGCGUUGGAAGGCUUAUGCCAUUUAUACUUCGCUGCAGGAAUUGAAGGGGGCAGAAGAGCCCCUUGGCAAACGUAGACCGGAGGGAACUACAGAGUCUAUGCCUGGGGGAUUGGAGGGUGGAACUUGGAUUGAGAGAAGGCAGAGACAACAGGACUUUCUGGAUGAGGACCCGACUGUUCUAGUGAUCGGAGCUGGCCAAGCUGGUCUGAAUAUGGGAGCACGAUUGCAAAAUCUCGGUCUUUCUUGUCUACUUAUUGAUAAACAUGAGCGGAUUGGCGACAAUUGGCGCAAGCGCUAUCGUACUUUGGUCACACACGACCCUGCGGAAUUCACCCACAUGGCCUAUCUUCCCUUCCCUCAGAACUGGCCCCAGUUCACCCCGAAAGAUAAAUUAGGCGAUUGGUUUGAGGCCUACGCCAAAAUCAUGGAAUUGAACGUUUGGACGCAAACUUCAGUCGCCUCUGCUGACUAUGACGACUCAACAGGUGAUUGGAAAGUUACCGUGACUCGCGGCGAUGGAUCCCAGCGUGUCUUAAACCCGCGUCAUGUUGUCUGGUGUACUGGACAUUCAGGAGAGCCCCGUGUCCCCAAAUUCCCUGGCCAAGACAGCUUCCAGGGCACUGUAUAUCAUGGCAGCCAACACCGUGAUGCGGCCGAGUUGAAUGUCCGUGGGAAGAAGGUGGUGGUCGUAGGAACUGGCAAUAGUGGUCAUGAUAUCGCCCAGAAUUACUGUGAAAAUGGGGCAGAUGUGACCAUGCUGCAGCGCAGCGGUACUUAUGUUAUCACUGCCGAGAAGGGUGUUUUUAUGAUGCAUGAGGGAUUGCAUGAAGAUGGAGGUCUGCCAUUCCCAGUUCAGUUUGCUUUGAGCGUGCAUGGGACAAGACGCUUUGCUGAGGCCGAGAAGGAUACCCUGGACGGACUACGUCGUGCGGGCUUUCAAUUGGACUUCGGGCCCGAUGGAGCUGGUAUCGCACGUGCUUACUAUACUGCUGGCGGUGGCUACUAUAUAGAUGUGGGAUGCAGCCAGCUGAUUAGCGACGGUAAGAUCAAGGUGAAGCAUAGUCCCCGUGGCAUCGAUGGAUUCGGCACACAAGAGCUAAAACUGGCCGACGGGACUGCACUACCCACCGAUGUUGUUGUAUUGGCUACCGGCUACGAUAACAUGAGAACCACCGUGCGAAAGGUUCUAGGCGACAAAAUUGCAGAUCGUUGCUCCGACGUGUGGGACUUGGACGAGGAAGGAGAACUUCGUGCGAUGUGGCGUCCCAGUGGCCAUCCUGGCUUCUGGUAUUUUGGAGGAAACCUUGCCCUUUGCCGUAUCUAUUCAAAAUUCUUGGCCCUUCAAAUCAAGGCUAUCGAGACUGGUCUCUCAAAUGGUACUCGACACGAGGAGAGAACGAGCAAGAUCUAA
Molecule: messenger RNA, 1833 nt
Organism: Penicillium manginii
Lineage: Eukaryota; Fungi; Ascomycota; Eurotiomycetes; Eurotiales; Aspergillaceae
Product: putative flavin-binding monooxygenase
Exons: 5
Coding region: 1-1833 (610 amino acids)
Molecular function (GO): NADP binding; flavin adenine dinucleotide binding; N,N-dimethylaniline monooxygenase activity
Source: RefSeq, a predicted model, not a curated record